GAAAAAUAAGAGUGUGUGAAAGACUUGUUGAUCAGUUUCUAGCAGCAGCUGCGCCAAAUACCAUGGACGACAUCGAGACUGGUGGAACUCUUUGCGGAAAAGAGAUCAAUGGAGUGUUAUACGUAACUCAUAUUCUCAUUCCUAAACAAACGGGAAAUUCAUUUUCCUGUACAACGUAUGACGAGGAAGACUUGGCGUAUUAUCAACUUGAAGUUAACCGAACCGAAGGAAUCGUGUUUACAGACCCAUCCUUCUCAUGGCUGUUUUCUGUCAAGUGUUGACCUUCGUUGUCACUACUCGUAUCAGAGACUGAUGAAAGAGUCAAUAGCUAUCGUGUGUGCUCCAGAACGGACUGGAUACUUUACAAUGACUCGACGUGGAAAGGACUGCAUUAUACGUUGCAAGCUUCCAGCACAUCAACUGCAUCAGCACCCUGAACGUGAAAUGUGUCGUCUAUUUACGGAUGCCAACACGUGACAUUGGAUCAGACAAGACCGGGAAUUCUCGUAGACCUUCGAUGAGAACCACGCAGAAGCUGUAAAUGAUUGGCUAGAAUUUAUCCUAGUUGAGCCAAAGACAUAAUGUUGACUGUAUAAAAUGUAUGUAGCACUUCAAUUAACGUGUGAUAUAGUAGAGCAAGUAUUAUAGCUGUGUAGAGUUACAGUGUAGUGUAGUAUAGAGUCUAGUGUAUAAAAUGUAUAUUAGAGUAAGUUCAGGUAAAAGGUACAGGCAAAAGUUCAUAUUUCCGAUACCAGAAAUAGUAUGUACAGUACUGUUUAGAUUUGA
Corticium candelabrum is the source of this 786-nucleotide messenger RNA. Its product is annotated as STAM-binding protein-like A. The record is from RefSeq and is a predicted model, not a curated record. Gene Ontology annotation, cellular component: membrane; endosome. NCBI's taxonomy places the organism in Eukaryota, Metazoa, Porifera, Homoscleromorpha, Homosclerophorida, Plakinidae. Gene Ontology annotation, biological process: protein K63-linked deubiquitination. The coding region runs from base 178 to 477 and encodes 99 amino acids. Gene Ontology annotation, molecular function: K63-linked deubiquitinase activity. The transcript is spliced from 4 exons.